Messenger RNA from Tricharina praecox, 384 nucleotides. RefSeq lists its product as uncharacterized. The transcript is spliced from 2 exons. The record is from RefSeq and is a predicted model, not a curated record. Bases 1 to 384 code for a protein of 127 amino acids. NCBI's taxonomy places the organism in Eukaryota, Fungi, Ascomycota, Pezizomycetes, Pezizales, Pyronemataceae.
AUGCUCUUCAAAGACGUCUUCGUCCCCGCCCCGGCCGUCGGCGACCCUCGCUGGAAAUCGCAGAAUCCCAUCCGCAUCCUCUGGGGAAUCAUCGCCACCUCUGCCAUCGGCCUAGUGAUCCAAGGCUACUACAUCAACCUAGUAACCCCGUUCCUAUGCUGGUUCAUCCUGGUCUCCGCCCUGGACUUGAUCCUCUUCUUCAAGAAGCAUCUGAGGCCCACCUACGCGGUAUCGAUCGCAUCGAUAUGGAUCGUAUUUGCGCUGUUCUGUAUUGGCUGGGCAUCCUACCGUAUGUCUUUUUUUGCCCCGUGCCUCUGGUACGACCACACGUCGCGAGGGUAUUCGGAUAUUGUCCAGUUGAUCGUUACCGUGGUCGUGCUGUGA